Messenger RNA from Dendrobium catenatum, 2780 nucleotides. RefSeq names its product glycerophosphodiester phosphodiesterase GDPDL3. Gene Ontology annotation, biological process: lipid metabolic process. The transcript has 9 exons. The coding region runs from base 261 to 2570 and encodes 769 amino acids. Gene Ontology annotation, molecular function: glycerophosphodiester phosphodiesterase activity. NCBI's taxonomy places the organism in Eukaryota, Viridiplantae, Streptophyta, Magnoliopsida, Asparagales, Orchidaceae. The record is from RefSeq and is a predicted model, not a curated record.
AAGGAAGGAUGAAGAUUCGAAAUUUGGAAGUUUUGAAAUUGAAUUGCUGUAUAAGAGAAACAUUGUGGAAAGUGGAAACCCCACUUUUCCUCUCUCCUUUUUUCUCUGCUUCUCUUCCACAUUCGCACCACGAUCUUAAUAAGUUUCCUCUUCUAGUCCGUCAGAGUGUAUAUCUGGAGAUACGCGAGCUUGUCAGGAAUCGCCAUCGUUUCCACUUCUCCGAUUUUGAGGAAGUUUGUGCUUUUAUAGGCGGCUAAGAAAUGGUAAUAAGGAGGAGCUUCUGGCGGGCGGCGUCCUCGUUGUUGGUGUUCUUUUUCUUGCUUCGUUGGAGUGCGGUCGGUGCCCAGAAGCUCGGAGCGUCUCCAUGGCAAACCUUGUCUGGUGAUGCCCCUGUUGUGAUAGCCAAUGGUGGCUUUUCUGGUUUAUUUCCUGGCUCUAGUUUAGAUGCUUUUAGUUUUGCUCUGAUAGCGAGUUCAACUGAUACAAUAUCAUGGUGUGAUGUGAGACUAACGAAGGACAGUAUUGCCGUUUGUCUACCAAACUUGAAGCUAGACAAUUGUACUGACAUUGCAUCAAUUUAUCCUCAAGGAAAGAAAGACUAUCCUGUUAAUGGCGCAUUGACCCAGGGGUGGUUUUCUGUGGAUUAUACAAUGAAAGAUUUAGAAAAAGUUACUUUGACACAGGGAAUUUUUUCUCGAACAUUUAGAUUUGAUUUCAACUCGUAUCCCAUCCUUUCUGUUGAACAAGUUCAAAAACAAGUUGAUGGAUCACCGCUAUGGCUUAAUGUACAGAAUGAUAUUUUCUACAGUCAACAUAACUUAAGUAUGAGAAGUUACAUUCUUUCUCUAUCAAAGAGUGUUAUAGUGAACUAUAUCUCUUCACCUGAAGUUGGUUUCCUAAGGAGUAUUGUGGCAGGAUUUCAGAAGUCCAAGACUAAGUUGGUUUUCCGUUUUCUUGGGGAGGAUAUUACCGAACCUUCCACAAACCAGACCUAUGGAACAUUGUUAAAAAAUCUUACCUUUAUCAAGACCUUUGCGACAGGCAUCCUUGUUCCUAAGCAUUACAUUUGGCCAGUUACAGCUGAUCUAUAUUUAGAAUCACAAGCCACCUCCAUCGUUAGCGAUGCUCACAAGGAGGGAUUGGAAAUAUAUGCAGGCGAUUUUGUCAAUGACAUCGUCAUUCCAUACAAUUAUAGUUAUGAUCCUUUAGCUGAAUGUAUUUCUUUUAUUGACAAUGGUGAAUUCUCCGUUGAUGGUUUUCUAACAGACUUCCCUGUAACUCCAUCAGAAGCCAUAGGUUGCUUUUCUCAUCUCAACAAAAGCAGCUUGGACCAUGGAAAACCUGUCAUCCUUUCGCACAAUGGAGCAAGUGGAGACUACCCAGAUUGCACUGAUCUUGCUUAUAGUAAAGCAGUUACGGAUGGAGCAGAUAUUAUUGAUUGUCCGGUCCAAGUAACCCAAGAUGGAGUCCUCAUAUGCAUGAGUUCUAUCAACUUAAUGGAUUAUACUAAUGCUGCACAAUCCAUCUUCAGAUCUCGUAUUUCUAAUAUUCCAGAACUUCAAAGCACUCCUGGAAUAUUCACUUUUAAUCUUACUUUGGAAGAGAUUCAAAAGAAUUUGAAGCCUUCUAUAUCAAAUCCAAAUCCAGAUGUCGAUUUCAAAAUUGUGCGAAACCCACGCUACAAAACUGCAGGAAAUUUCAUGACUUUAUCCGACUUUUUGUCGUUUGCCAAAGAUAAAGCCCUAUCAGGAAUAUUGAUUAAUAUAGAGAAUGCAGCAUUUCUUAUUGAAAAAGUAGGCAUUAGUGUCAUUGACGAUGUCAUCUCUGCCUUGAAUGAUACUGGCUAUACUAAGCCAAGUGCCCUUGAAGUCACAAUUCAAUCCAGUGAUAGUUCAGUUCUCGUCAAGAUGAAGCAGCAAACCAAAUACAGGCUCAUGUACAGGAUUGAUGACACCAUUCAAGAUGCUGCAGCUUCCUCAAUUGCAGACAUAAAGAAGUUUGCGGAUUCUGUUGCUGUCAACAAGGAAUCCAUUUACCCUGAUACUAGCUAUUUCAUUGUCAAUGAGACGAAUCUUAUUAACAGUUUACAAAAAGCUGGGCUGCAAGUUUUUGUAUAUGUUCUACGGAAUGAAUUUCCCUCUCAACCAGUGGACUUCUUCACAGAUCCUUAUGUGGAGAUAAACACAUACGUCCAAGGAGCCUCGGUGGAUGGAAUCAUUACCGACUACCCUGCUUCGGCAAGAGCAUACAAGAGAAAUUCUUGUAGGAAUUUAGGAAAUAAUAUGCCGAACUAUAUGAAACCAGUUCAAGUUGGGGGUUUGAAGCAGCUUAUGAUCGCACCAGCUCAGCCGCCGGUUCUAUCUCCAAUGCCAAUUCUUGAAGAUUCUGAUGUGGUCGAGCCACCUCUACCUUCUGUUAGUCCUGUAAAUCCCUCAACUCCAACUCCCCCAAAUCAAGGGAAUGCUUCAGCUCCAGCUAACCAACCUUCAAACAGCUCAAUAUUAAGUCCUGUUUCAUCGAUGAUGAUCAUCUCCGUAUUGGUGAUUAUUGGUUCUCUUCUAUUCUUCUAAGUUGGAUUGAUUUGUCAAAAGUUUGGAGCUUGCUGUCUUGAGUUGCUACCAAGUCUCUGGAUGUGAAAAACUCAUUUUCUAUCGAUGUCACUGGUAGAUUUUGGUUCAUAUUGUGCUGUAUUAUAAUCUUGAAACUUUGAAGAAGGCUCUCAUUUUGAAUUUUUCAACUCCAUAUAUUUUUAAUGAGCUCACUUAAUCAGUUUUUUUGAA